AUGAGUGCGAUACCUUCAUCGCCUUCACAUACUCUAGAAGCUCAUGUGCAAAUGCAGGAUGAAGCAGAGGGUGGAAAGUCUUUGAAGACACCUGACUCAAGUUCAUUCUUUCAAGACUCGCGCAAUGUAAGCAUCAAUGGUGGACACUUCAACAGUACUAUGGGCCAUCACACAAAUGUUACCAUCCAUCUUGCGCAGGCACCCUUCUCAAAUACGGAUUCUCCCUCUACCACCGAAUCGAAAACAAGGACUCAAACUGCUAUGGGUACUACUACCGCGGAUGCUAAACCAAAGGCGAGGAGGACAGAUGCACCUAAUAAUCAACCUCGUCAAAGAAUACCUGCGAUGCACAAGAGCAAUGAAAUUUACGAAAGGCAGCUAAGCUUAAAAGGACGCGGGCUUCCAUUGUGGAUACCAGAGCCAAACAGACGUCUUCCUAUAAACUACAGGAAGGACGGAGUUUCCAUUGGCGAUGUGGGCAUCAUCACCCCCUCUGGCGGCUUUUCUUUCCUGUUCAACAUAUGCCUUCCGGCAGACGACCCCAUCAAUCUCGGAAGGGUACCUGAGGAUUUUGUGCCUAUCUAUCCACAGUUAGACGAUUCCAUGGAUAUUCGCGAAUUUUUUGAGUUCAAACAAGGAAGCUACCUCGCCAGUACGUCGAUCGAAAAUUCACAGACCAAUUCCUUUUUUCCGGAGUUGCUAUUUGAAUCGAUGGCUUCAGAAGGCGCGAUCUUGACUAUGCCAGAGGGUGCGAUUUCCUUUGACCUGGAAAACAUACCCCGUUUCCGAGCAUAUGCAGCCGCGAAUGUCGAAAGUUGGUAUCGUUUCGUAAACGGACCACGAGGCCGUGAAGCCAAAAACGGAGACAUUCGGCUCGUGACAGGAUGCGACAAAACAACAUCGUGGGGUAUGGCUGUGCUUUCAAAUAUAUCUCAGGAGAGGAAGAACUGCCUACGAUUCAAGGCAGCCGGUGACCCGCAAAGACCUUCGACUUGUACUUACAGUUGGGAGUGUUCUGGGAUGGUCGAGGCUCGCAUAGGUCCUGAUCGUCGGGAGAUUGACGAUUUGCGAAGACGGGAUCGAAAUUGCGAUUUCGCGGACAACGAUCAUGAAAAAUAUAUGAAUCAGUGCCUCUUCGUGCGCACACUCAAUCUCGCUCUCGGUGCAGAAUUGUGGGAGAAGGUAAACCAGGAGCUGGCAUUAGCGGUUGGGGCUAUACAGGAUCAAAAUGCUAGAUGCUCCAAAUGCUCCAAAACUACUCCAGGGCACAGCAGUGGGAACCAAUCCUCUUUCUCUCAGAAGAGCGCAUUUUCGUACUCCAAUAUAGUUGACAAACAACUCCAAAUCUCUAUGUCGACCACACCUGAAAUUACGACCUUUCAUCCUUCACGUUAUGUGAACGAUCUACUCUUGGAAAGUUUUCCUGAGGCAAAAAUGGUUAUCAGUCACGAUAGUCACUGGAUGUCAGUCGUCAAUGAGGAUUGUACUUUCUCUACGCCACAAGUACUAGAUUUGCUAAAUACGAUUCUGGACAAAUACGAUAUUAUAGACGACGAAAAUGGGGUGAUCUACUUGAAUGAUGAGAAUGAAGGAGUAUUGCAAUCCUCUGUCAUGGACUCCCCGAUUGAAGACAUACUCUCAUUCAGAGGGAUGGCAGAGCUGUCAUUGGACUGGACGGAUGUGGAUGGAUAUGAGGGGACUGAAUACGAUCUAUCAGCCGACAUGUAUACCGUCAAUGAAGAGUACUACCCGCCUCCAUUAUACUCAGAUAUUCCGUCAGGUUGGGUCUAUACUAGUACCCCCGCCAGUGAUUCGGAUGAUGCGGAUAAUACCCGCCCAAAUUCAACUGCAGGCCAGCUUCCAGUAUUAAUACCACAAAAUUCUCCACUGCGCAAUUCGUUGUCAAUAAAGGGGCCACUUAGUGACAGUACCCGGUUUACAAAAAUAUCUUCUACAGAUAUCUCUCGAAGACCACAGACUCAUGCACAUUCUUACGCCCAAAUAUCAAGGCUGUUCGUCUUCGAAAGACUGAUGCCUGAGUCUGAUCUUUGGGCAUAUUUGGCUCACAAGAAGCCUGGUCGCGACAAUUUGCUAGAUUCCAAGACCAAUUAUCCCAGAAGAGACCAUAGAAAGCGCGCCUUCAUCUCCUUCAACAACCAAGAGAAUGGUCUAUCUACCCCUGUCAAAAAUGAAGGCCUGCAAUGGGAAACGGACAGAAUUGAUCUGGCUAAAUUUCACCCAUUCAUUGCGGCCAUCGCACAUGUGUUUCAAAUAUACCCCGACUACGGUGUGCAUCGUGCCAUACUAAGCAAGAUUUUAGGGGUUGAAUUGAUGAAGACCAAAACGAUCACGAACACGAGAGUCGUCAUCCUCGGCGAAGCAACCAGUUUGAGGGAUUUCGGCACUGAGAGAUGGUGGCCUGAAGGCAAUUUCGACGAACGCCAAAACCUUAAGCGCCGCAUACUGAACGACGGCCGUCUUCUCCCAAUCCCAUAUGCUUGGUUUCUGAGGAUAUACACCACGACCGCAAUCCCUAUCUCUGAAACUCCCGAUGCUCAAUUCACUGGACGACGUCGCGCGCGAUUGUGCUUAGACAAAUCUCCCAUAGCUGACUUUGGGAUCGAAAAAGUUUCCUUCAUUUCCGCCAAAGGCGAGGGAUUGGCCUAUUAUUAUGUCGAAGACGACCAAUGUCUUAUCAACGCAACACCAGAGAACCAUUACAGAUUCUACUUCACGACAUUAUCUGGAAACGAGUACUAUAUCGACGUUGGCUUAGCAGCGUUAAAUUUUGGGAUAUUCGUCGAUGUAAAACCGUACUCCAAGCUGGUGAUGCCGCAUUUGGGCAUCGCUCCGUGUUUCUUCGAAGGCCGGGACACAAAGUUUUUAGAUUCGAUAAUGUUUAAAUCUCACCGUCACUGGUCAGCACUUCGGGACCCGCGAGUCCAUAGGAUCGCCCAGAGCGUAGACACAAGCGCCGAGUACUUCAAAACCAAUCAUUCAGUGGAUUUAUGCGCCAUCAUGGAUGAGAUCUCAGGCGGCAGGUGUAAAGACUGGGAAAAAGACCUACUACUGAGGAAAUACCUCCCAGACGCAACCGACAUGUUUCGACUCAACAUGGAGGAAAGAGAGUACAUGCGUUUCCCAGCCACACCUCCAUUCAAUAUAAAGAUCGCUCAUGAUACAACUUUACCGAAGAUCUCGGUCAAGCACGCAUCAAAAAUCGUCGACUACGUAGCAAAGAUGGAACGUAAAUUGAAGAAAGGACAAAUCACACGCGAGAAGUUGGAAUCGUUAUUCCGCUGA
Psilocybe cubensis is the source of this 3303-nucleotide messenger RNA. RefSeq lists its product as uncharacterized. Bases 1 to 3303 code for a protein of 1100 amino acids. The record is from RefSeq and is a predicted model, not a curated record. The transcript has 17 exons. Lineage: Eukaryota; Fungi; Basidiomycota; Agaricomycetes; Agaricales; Agrocybaceae.